AUGCGGGAUUCAAGCAUCGACUUCUCACACAGUCGAGCUUCAAAUCCCGCAUCCACAAACAACUAUUUAGAUUCUAAAACCAGUUUAAGUUCGAAGGUUUCGUCAAUAAUAAGCAGUUGUAGAAUAUGUCUGUCGUCUAUCUUCGACGCGGCAACUUUGACCUGCGGUCAUAAAUACUGUGAGCGAUGUCUGGACCAGUACUGGCGGGUUAAGGAGAAGCCUGAUUGCAUAGUUUGUCCUUUGUGUCGUACUUGCGCGUUCAACGUUGAUUUCUCAAAGACAGAAGGAAAUCCAUCGACAGAAGAUUUUCGUUCAUUAUUCACUCAGGACCUAGUGAAUGAGGCUGUAAGAAUUCGCGCCAUUUUAUGGAGUGUUAAAGUCACUGCUGUUAUGCCAGCUGUAUAUUAUCUACUUAAAUGGCUGAAACCUUACCUCAUUCAGUUAUUUACUUGCGUUCAUUUAAAGUUAGCAAACAAAUUGGAAAUUUAA
This is a messenger RNA of Arctia plantaginis, 489 nucleotides long. The record is from the annotation of a GenBank genome assembly. Lineage: Eukaryota; Metazoa; Arthropoda; Insecta; Lepidoptera; Erebidae.